AUGAUGGAGUACAUAGAGGAUAAGUUUGCCUUGAAAAGCCAGGCGAUGAAGGCCAGCGAGUAUUAUAUGGAUCAGGUUAUGGAGAGCCUGGACAGCGCGCAGUACUUCAACAAGCCGUCCCCGAAGUGCGCGCAGGCCUUCGGGCUGCAGGGCGCCGAGCACCGCUCCUCGCCCUGCGGGGAUCAGAGCGCUGGUUACGGUGUUCCUAAACCAGAGGAGGACUCUUUGCGCUCGGAUCUCCAGAGGUCCAUCGACAGCUGCUGCUCUCUGCGCGCCUCUCCGGUGACCAGCGGCCCGGAGAAGACGGAGCUGGAGGACGUGGGGGACAAGUGCGACAGCAACGUGUCCAGCAGCAAGAAGAGGAGACACCGGACCACCUUCACCAGCGGGCAGCUGGAGGAGCUGGAGAGGGUGUUCCAGAAAACCCAUUAUCCAGAUGUUUAUGUGAGGGAGCAGCUGGCCAUGAGGACGGAGCUGACGGAGGCCAGGGUGCAGGUUUGGUUCCAGAACAGGAGGGCAAAGUGGAGGAAAAGAGAGCGAUACGGACAGAUCCAACAGGCCAAAAGUCACUUCGCUGCCACCUACGACCUGUCAGUGUUACCCCGGACGGACAGCUACACACAGAUCCCCAACAACCUGUGGCCGAGCCCUGCUCCCAGCAGCUCUGUGGUCUCCUCCUGCAUGCUGCCCCGAGGUUCCCCUCCAUGCGUCACCUCCUACUCACACUCCCCACGCGCCGCCGCCUCUGCGGCCGACCACGGCUACGUGGGCUUCCCCGGCCAGCAGAACCAGUUCAGCCACGUCUCCCUCAACAACUUCUUCAGCGCCGACUCUCUCCUCACGCCCUCUGCCAACAGCCACCCGGCCUUCGAGGCCAAGCCUGAGUUCGAGAGGCGCUCGUCCAGCAUCGCCGUGCUGCGCAUGAAGGCCAAGGAGCAUACGGCCAACAUAUCCUGGGCCAUGUGAUCAGGGGUGUGUGGAGGAGAAGGGUACUGAAUGUUUCUAGAAGAAGAUAGGUAUGUAAAUGUGGAACAUGCCUAAAGCGAUGGGUCCCCGCAUCUUCUGAGGAAAGAUUGGACAAUAGAAAACAGCUUAAAAUAAGUUGCAGUCAGGAAGGUUUGCAGAGGACAGAAGAAACUUUCUGUCUUUAAAAAAGAGUUCUACAACAAGCAGACUGGACACAACCAAAUUCAUACAUAGACAGCCUUGUUCAUCUGAGCAAAACUCCUGAUCUUUUUCACGCUUUGUUCCAUUUCAGCCUGAAACUCAAAUGCGUUUCAACAGGAUUUUAUGUGACAGAUCAACACCAAGACAUCCGUAGAUCUAAAGUGGAGAGAAAUGGAGACAUUUGGCACGCAUCUAUAUUCAGCAGUUAGA
Messenger RNA from Cyprinodon tularosa, 1377 nucleotides. It is a transcript of the gene alx1, whose product is annotated as ALX homeobox 1. The coding region runs from base 1 to 966 and encodes 321 amino acids. The transcript is spliced from 4 exons. The record is from RefSeq and is a predicted model, not a curated record. Gene Ontology annotation, biological process: embryonic skeletal system morphogenesis; positive regulation of transcription by RNA polymerase II; negative regulation of DNA-templated transcription. Gene Ontology annotation, molecular function: DNA-binding transcription activator activity, RNA polymerase II-specific; RNA polymerase II transcription regulatory region sequence-specific DNA binding. Lineage: Eukaryota; Metazoa; Chordata; Actinopteri; Cyprinodontiformes; Cyprinodontidae.